This is a messenger RNA of Nerophis lumbriciformis (worm pipefish), 2036 nucleotides long. RefSeq names its product PTK6 protein tyrosine kinase 6b (gene ptk6b). Gene Ontology annotation, biological process: protein phosphorylation. Lineage: Eukaryota; Metazoa; Chordata; Actinopteri; Syngnathiformes; Syngnathidae. The record is from RefSeq and is a predicted model, not a curated record. Gene Ontology annotation, molecular function: protein binding; protein tyrosine kinase activity; ATP binding.
CGUGUCCCAGCAGGUGUCCCCACAACAUCUACCGCAUCAUGAAGGACUGCUGGGAGGCCGACCCGGCCAGGAGGCCGUCCUUCCACGCGCUGCACAGCCAGAUGGACUCCAUCUACACGCACAUUUAUUACAAGACCGUGGAGGUGCGGUGAGGUGGAAUCCAGGCGGCCAUCAUGGCUGAGUGUCUUCGCAGGGUCUGUCCCGCGCUGUGGACUAAAGUCCACAGGGACCAGAAGUCUCCCCCCCAGGCGGAGGAGGUGGGACAGCAGCAACAGUCCCCGGAGUCGCCGCCUCAGAGUUCCGCGGCCGAGGACCAGGAUGGCGGCACCUUCACGGCCGUGUGGGACUUCCAGGGCAGGAACGACAAGGAGCUGACCUUCCGGAAGGGAGACCUGUUCAAGGUCCACAACCUCAGCGACGACUGGUGGACGGUGGACAAGAUGGACCCGGCGGGCGGCGUCCUGGACACGGGCCUGGUGCCCAGCAACUACCUGGAGAAGAAGGAAGACGAGCAGGAGGAUGAACUGUGGAACUUUGGCACCAUGAACCGCACAGAAGCCCAAAGUCACCUCAUGGCACCAGAAAACGAGGAGGGAGCGUUCCUGGUGCGCUCCAGCGAGAACCACGAGGACUACGUCCUCUCAGUGCGGUCCAGCUGUCGAGUGAAGCACUUUAAGAUCCUCCAAACGCCGGACGGUCAGUUCGACCUGGACCGCGCCAAUCGCUUCAGCUCGCUGAGCCACCUGGUGGCUCACUACUGCAACAACCGCCUGAGCAACCUGGACACGCUGGGCCAGCCCUGCAGGCGGAAAGAGAAAGUGGAAGAAGUCCACUUCCCAGAUGACGUGUGGGAGCUUCCCAAGGACGAGUUCACCUUGGAGGACAAGUUGGGAAGCGGCUACUUCUCCGACGUUUAUCGAGGAUGCUGGAAGUCUCGUAUUCGCGUGGCCAUCAAGAUCAUCAAGAACGAUACCGAAGUCAACCACUCCGAGUUCCAGCGGGAGGUCCAGAUCCUGAAACGUCUUCGCCAUCGCCACCUCAUCUCGCUGUUCGCCAUCUGCACCGCCUCCACGCCGUACUACAUCGUCACCGAGCUGAUGGAGAAAGGAAGUCUGCAGGACCUCCUCAGAAGUCCUGAGGGCAAGCAGCUGGACAACAUGUCCCUGGUGGACAUGGCGGCCCAGGUGGCUGAAGGCAUGGCCUACCUGGAGGAGCUGGAAAUGGUCCACAGAGACUUGGCGGCCCGGAACGUUCUGGUGGGAGAAAACUACAUCUGCAAGGUGGCCGACUUUGGCCUGACCCAAGUCAUCAAGGAGCCCAUCUACCUGGCCUACCAGAAGGCCAUCCCCUACAAGUGGAGCGCACCUGAGGCCAUCAGCAGCAAACUCUUCACCAUCAAGUCCGACGUUUGGUCCUUUGGUGUCCUGCUCUAUGAGCUGGUCACCUACGGAGGAGUCCCCUAUCCUGGUAUGACCGGGAAGGAGGCGGAAGAGGAGGUCACCAAAGGCUACAGGAUGACGUCGCCGCCUGACUGUCCAAAAUUCAUCUCCCAAAUGAUGCAGCAAUGUUGGAGCGCCGAGCCUGCAGAGAGGCCUGCCUUCAAGGAGCUCAGGCUUCAACUGGACGCCAUUUAUGAGAUGGAGUCGUAGCACAACACCGCCACAGGGGGGCGGCAGAGUGUCACAAACUCACCCUUGUCCUUUUUAACCAUGUUGACAAUCUGCCUGCAGUACUCCCUUUCAGCCACUUGGGGGAGGCACAGAUCCUCACUGACAGGAUUUCAAUGUUGGAACAAAAACUUCAUAUAUUUUAGCAACAAGAAAAAGGAGAUAAUAUGUAAACACGCAUACAUCAUCUCUGCAUGGAACUGUUGGUGUGGUGUGGUGUGGCCUCCUUGCAAACACAUUUAAGGUGAGCACACAGUGACUUGAUGGGAGGAGCUGACUGGGCGUUCCUUCGACAUGACAAACGACUUAGUUAGCGUGUUGACAUUCCACACCUGCCAAUAAAGUUGCAGAAGGUCAACACCUGUAAAA